AAUCGUCCACCAUUUUUUUAUUGAAGUGAUAAUUUUUCAAUAUUUGAAGUUUAAAACUGUCAUAGUUCGAAAACAGGAGCUAAGAAAUAGGUGCGACACGGACUUUUCUAUCAUUUUCGGAUCUAAUUUGAACGCACGGACACGCAAAAGGGUCCAUUUGCAGCUUAAAUUUGGACAUAGGAUAUUACCAAAAAAUGGCGAGCUCUCCACUAGCAUUUCCUUCUAGACCGCUGCCGCUUUACCCGACGAUCCCGACGGCUUUUAUGCAUCCAUACUUCCCAGCAACGACAACGACGGAAUUUAGCCUGGCACAGACAGCAGUUCGGAAUUUCACCCUGCCUUACACAGUCUCCCUCAACAACAUUUAUUUCAACGCAACGCAGGCACACUUCGCCCACCUCCAACACCUUCAGCAUUGUGCUAGUCACGGGACCGAUCACGAGUCGACGCCUGAACGCUACCGGAAGUCAUCUUUGCCUUGUUCACCGCACUCGCCGGGCUCUGAUUGCAACCAGAGUGCUGUGCUCGACUCCUCAUCCGAUUCGGUCUUCAGUCCGAAAACAGAAAAGUCCGAUGAAAAGAAACCUCGCUUUGACUUUGCGCACCUUGCCGAAGCAGUCUCACGAGAUUUGGAAGAAGCAGACGAGAACAAGUCACAUGAUGCUCAAAUCGUGAGUCACGUGGCCUCCUUCAUCCAGGAAAGAAUAAGACUUAAUACCAUGCUGAGUUCCCUAUCUGUUCCGUACAGUUCUUAUAGCAGAAUUCAACAGUCUGUCCAACUUUCAACCGAUAGUACGAAAACCAGGCGACAUAAACGAGCAAAGAAACAGUUCAUCUGCAAGUACUGUGGGCGACAUUUCACCAAGAGCUACAAUCUGCUAAUUCAUGAACGCACACACACAGACGAACGCCCCUUCCCAUGUGAUAUUUGCGGCAAGGCUUUCCGGCGUCAAGAUCAUCUCAGAGAUCACAGGUUCAUCCACUCGAAGACGAAGCCAUUCACUUGUACCGUUUGUGGUAAAGGUUUCUGUCAGUCACGGACACUACAAGUUCAUAAAGCUACACACGAGAAUCAAAGAAACAGUAUGACACUAUACGAGAGUAAAGGUCGGCCCGAGAACCUGUGAAAUGUAUCUGCCUAUUAAAGAAAAACCAAAGAUCUGUCAGCCCACUACACGUCAUACGAAUUCCUUCUGUCGUGAAAAUCAAUGAUAUACAUGUAGUAUUCUAAAAACGGUUACAGACAUUACAUACUAUGUGGUCAUCAGGAUACUUACUUAAAGAAUAAUAUCAUUUCAUGUUAAAUUUCAUCAGUGAAGUAAGAUUAUUCAUACCCCUUAGAUGUCUGUUUCAAAAUAUUGUGUAAGUUAAGUUUUCAAAUAAACAAUGAAGACAAAAAUACAUAGAUAAUAAUGGAUUUCUUUAAAAGUACAUGUCAGCCAUUCAGUGCAUGGAAAUUCAUAUAAACUUUGCAAAGAUGAUAUUAAUUGAUAACAUAUGGAAUAUAUAGAAUAAUACAUCCAUAGCUGAUGCAGGGUCGUGUAAGGUCAGAUGCAAUCUAAAGCACAGUGAAUCUCAGGUCCGAUUUGAUCAAAGUGUCGUAUUCCACUGAGAUGACAAAAGUUAGUUGUUAACGUUUUAUAUUUGUUGAAUUUUGUUACUAUGUAUGUAUGUUGCAUUUGUUAUGUAUCAGUUAUUCAUUUACUUUUAUAUAAUUAAUAAAUUUGUAAUAUCAUA
This is a messenger RNA of Mercenaria mercenaria, 1737 nucleotides long. Its product is annotated as protein odd-skipped-related 2-like. Gene Ontology annotation, molecular function: DNA-binding transcription factor activity, RNA polymerase II-specific; RNA polymerase II transcription regulatory region sequence-specific DNA binding. The transcript is spliced from 6 exons. The coding region runs from base 195 to 1127 and encodes 310 amino acids. The record is from RefSeq and is a predicted model, not a curated record. Gene Ontology annotation, cellular component: nucleus. Gene Ontology annotation, biological process: embryo development; regulation of transcription by RNA polymerase II. Lineage: Eukaryota; Metazoa; Mollusca; Bivalvia; Venerida; Veneridae.